AUGAGUACACCCAUUUACAACGAGAAAAUAGUUCUCACUAAGGAGUCAAUAGGAAAAUACUUCAAGACAAGAUGGUCGACGCUAUUUGAUAUUCCGUUGAAGCAUUCAGACAAAACCGCAUGGGAAAUCUUAAACCCUAUUCCAGGGUUAAGACAAAUGACUUCAACCGAUUGGAACUUUUACCUUUUAGGUUUCUUUGGUUGGACUGUCGAUGCUCUUGAUUUUUUUUGUGUUUCUGUAUCUGCUCCGGAAAUUGCAAAGAGCUUGGGUGUUAGCAUCACUGAUAUUACUUGGGGUGUGACAUUGGUGCUUAUGUUGAGAUCUGUUGGAGCUUUAAUCUUUGGUUUGAGUGCUGAUUACUUUGGUAGAAAAUGGUGCUUUAUCUUGAUUUGUUUCUUGUUUGUUGUUGUUGAAUUAGGUACUGGGUUUGUUCAAACAUACCAACAAUUCUUAGGUGUUCGGGCGUUGUUUGGUGUACUCAUGGGGGCCUUCUACCCUAUUGCUUCAGUUACUGCUUUAGAAGACCAACCUAUGAAAGCCAGAUCCAUUUUGUCUGGGUUUUUCUUGCCUGGAUACAACUUGGGCUAUUUGCUUGCCACUGUUUUCUAUAGAGGUUUCCAAUUCACUUACAAGGAAGGUGAAGGAUGGAGAUCAUUGUUUUGGUUCUCUGCAGGGUUACCUGUAAUCUUGAUAGCAUGGAGAAUGUGUUUCCCAGAAUCACCAUCCUUCCAAAAGUUGAAGGCAAGAAGAGCAAAGUUGAGAGAUGAAAGAAUGGCAAAGCACACAGAAUCAACAGGAUCUAAACCAAGUUUGUGGACCAGAAUAAAGUCAAAUGACUUGCUUGAAACAAUUAGAACUGAUUGGCUUUUACUUAUUUUCCUUGUGCUCUUAAUGUCUGGCUUCAACUUUAUGUCUCACGGUUCCCAAGAUCUUUACCCUACCUUAUUGGUUAAACAACACAACGCUUCACCAAACCAAAAGACUAUUAUCAUGGUUGUUGUUAAUAUUGGGGCCAUCUGUGGUGGUAUUUUCUUUGGGAACUUAACAGAAUUAUUGGGUAGACGUUUGACCAUUAUGAUUUGUUGCUUGUUUAGUUCUGCCUUCUUGUAUCCUUCCUUCUUCAGCAACACUCUUUCUGGUAUUAUCGGUGGUUACUUCUUCCUUAACUUUGGUGUUAUGGGUGCAUGGGGUGUGGCUCCAUUGCAUUUAAUGGAAUUGGUUAAUACUGCCCAUAGAGCCUUCCUUUCUGGUAUUGUCUAUCAAUUGGGUAACCUAGCUUCAUCAGCUUCGAUCACCAUUGAAGCUCGGAUUGCAGAAAGAUUCCCUCUUAAGAACAAGCCAGCUGGUACCUAUGACUACGGGAAAGUCAUGUGUAUCUUUUGUGCUGCUGUGUUUGCUUACAUGUUGGUUGCUGUAUUCUUAGGACCAGAGAAAUUCCAUAAAGAGUUGUCCUUGAAACACGACUACACUGAUGAUGAAGACAUGGAUGGCCAAGCUUAUAUUGAAGCUAGCAAGUCCUUCGAUGACGAAAAGAAACUUGAUGUCAGUUACAUUGAAAACCCUGCUCGUUAA
Messenger RNA from Lizanozyma spartinae, 1572 nucleotides. It is a transcript of the gene JEN1, whose product is annotated as Jen1p. The record is from RefSeq and is a predicted model, not a curated record. Gene Ontology annotation, biological process: plasma membrane lactate transport. Lineage: Eukaryota; Fungi; Ascomycota; Pichiomycetes; Serinales; Debaryomycetaceae. The transcript has a single exon. Gene Ontology annotation, cellular component: plasma membrane. The coding region runs from base 1 to 1572 and encodes 523 amino acids. Gene Ontology annotation, molecular function: secondary active monocarboxylate transmembrane transporter activity.